Messenger RNA from Mycena indigotica, 1641 nucleotides. RefSeq lists its product as uncharacterized. The record is from RefSeq and is a predicted model, not a curated record. The coding region runs from base 1 to 1641 and encodes 546 amino acids. The transcript has 11 exons. Lineage: Eukaryota; Fungi; Basidiomycota; Agaricomycetes; Agaricales; Mycenaceae.
AUGCGCUCGACUCGGAGCGUUGUAGGUAUAAACACAGGCCAUAAAUUCGCAUCUCGAGAUGUCGAAGAACAAUCUUUGCAACCUCAAUUCACCAAAUAUGCACAUAGUGUGCUUGCAUGCUCAUCGCGGCAUGCACUGGUAUACCGCGCUGAUGUUUGGUUUGCGAUAUUUGUUCUGCUGGUGUCACUUCCAGCCGCUUCACUAUUUGUUGGCCUUCGUCUUACUCCCUCCACCAUCCUCCCCAAUCAAGACGCGGCCAAAAUCUUCUCCCUGGGUGUAACUUUGUUGGCAGUAUAUUUCACGACCCUGCUUCUCGUUAUCGCCCAAUCACGUUGGCCGUUAUUCUUUCAACUCCAUCGUUUAUUAUGGUCAUCGGAAUCACGUCCACGAAAGCGAUGGCACUGGUCAAAUAUGUCUUCGCGUCGCCUUCGACGACUCGUCAGGCUUGACGUAGCCACAAUCUUUGUCAUGGGCGCCGAUCGUGCCUCGGUACCAAUCUUCGUUGCUGGUGAUACGACCGUUGGAGACAUUAUCCAAACCUUGCGGAAUCGUCGUCUCAUCCCCCACUCCUCUAAAUACCACGCGCUUUACCUCCAUGGCCGUCUUUCUCGUCUCCCCGAGCUUGCGACAAUGCAGGAACUGGGAACAACGGCAUUAUCUCAUUUCGAUCUCCGGGUUCGGGUACUCGGAGGUUCAGGUCGGCCACGGCGGGAUGGAAACGGCGCACGCAUGGCGGAGAUAUUUGCUGCGGAGCAUGUACAGGAAGAUGGUGAACCCAAAAAGAAGACCAAACGGCGGCGCGGGAAGCCUCGCAAAGCGUCAUCGAAGGCAGCUGAGAAGGUGAACGUCGAGGGAAAUGACUCGGACGAUCUCGAUGGGGAUUUCACGGGCUCAGAUACCAGCGACGACCAAUCCGAGUCGGAUUCUGACUCUGACAUUCAAGUGGUUGAACCAGUGACAAAUGCGGAGAUGGCAGAUCUUCUUUCCGGGUCAAGUAAAACCGUCGGCGCAUCUUCGAGCGGCCGGAAGAAGCGAAAAGCAAGCGACCGUGCCGAGAAGCCUCCAGCAAAGAAACGCAACACCUCUGACACGGCUCCACCGCCAGCGCCAGAUGACGAGCCGCUUCCUGCGACAAAAGCCGCAGAAACAAAGACGGUGAAGGCGUCACGCGAAAGAACUGCAGUCGCGUUCUUGUUCUUCGAACGUGUGGAACUCAACGCCAAGGGGCAAGCCGGACUGGAUGGUGACCGGCACUUCCGCUGCUUACAUGGUGACCACAAGGUUAUCACAAUUACCAAGAAGAUGAAGUCCAGCACCAACGGCCUUGUCGGGUAUCUCAAGUCCCAUGCUCCUCCCAUGUACCGUCUUCAACAAAUUCUGGCGGAACGCGCCCGGGAAGACCCCGCAGUAACCGGCCGCAGUAACGAGCCAACCACGGAGGAGAUCGAGAUCGCGCAGGGCCGGCGCACGUUCGAUGAGGUGUCGGAAGAGAGCUAUCUUGCACGACUCCGACAGGGACAGCCGACACUUUCGGAAACAAUCUCUCGACAAAAGGCGCGGGCAUGGGAUCAGAGGGAGUUCGAGCGACUUCUGGCAGAAUGGGUAGCAGAAUGCGACCAGCCGUUUGAUGAGACAGCCUGA